AUGGACCUCGCAACAGGGGCCAUGGGCAGCCUGCUCGUCAAGCUUGGCCAACUUCUCACGGAGGAGUACAAGCUGCAGACCGGCGUCAAGGAAGAUGUUGAGUAUCUAGAGAGAGAGCUAAAGAGCAUGCAUGCUGCCCUCCGCAAGGUUGGGGACGUGCCGCGAGACCAGCUCGACGAGCAGGUCAAGCUCUGGGCCAACGAAGUCAGGGACUUGUCGUUCAUAAUGGAGGACAACGUCGACAAGUUCCUGCUGCGCGUUGAGGGAGUUGAGCCAGCCAUCAAGCCGCGCAAACUCAAGAAGCUCAUGAAGAAGAUGGGGAACUUGUUCAGCAAGAGCAAGACUCGCCAUGAGAUCUCAGGUGAGAUCAGAGGCAUCAAGGUCCGCAUCAAGGAGGCGGCUGACCGACGUGAUAGCCACAGGGUCGACGACGUGGUUGCUAACCCAACUGGUGCAGUCACCAUUGACCCUCGCCUAUUGGCUUUGUACAAGGACCAGAAAGAGCUUGUUGGUAUUAAUGAUUCAUUGAAUGAGAUAACCAAGAUGAUGAGUGAUGGGGAUGGUGAUGCGGCCAAGCAACUCAAGAUACUCUCUAUUUUCGGAUUUGGAGGCCUUGGCAAGACAACUCUUGCCAAAACAGCAUAUGAUAAGAAUAAAGCGCAAUUUGAUUUCAGUGCUUUUGUUCCGGUAGGAAGGAAACCUAGCGGGAAGAAAGUUCUCAAUGACAUACUCCUUGAAAUUGAUGGGCAAAAGUACUCGGAGUUGGAUGAAAGGCAGCUAAUCAACAAACUCCGAGGAUUACUCGAGAACAAAAGGUACUUGAUUGUCAUUGAUGACAUAUGGGAGAUAAAUACAUGGGAGCUGAUCAAGACCGCUUUGCUACAACCACUUUCUCUUGAUUUAUCCAAGGAUUUAUUUCACACAAGAUUAUCUCGCGGUGCAAUAGAAUGGCCUAAUCAUCUGCCAGCAGAGGUAUACAAUAAAAUUUUACAUAAAUGUGGUGGUGUACCAUUGGCUAUAAUCACAAUAGCUAGUUUGCUUGUUGGUAAACCUGUGGAGCUUUGGUCUAAUGUAUACACUUCAAUUGGUUUUGGGCAUGAAGAAAAUGAAGACGUGGAGAACACAAGAAAAAUACUUUUAUUUAGCUAUUAUGAUCUACCUUGUCACCUAAAGACUUGUUUAUUGUAUCUGAGCAUAUAUCCUGAAGAUCAUCUGAUUGAAAAAGAUAGUUUGAUAUGGAAGUUGGUGGCCGAAGGUUUUAUCCAUGGGGAACCAGGGGUAGGACUAUUCGAGAUUGGUGAGAGGUACUUCAACGAGUUGGUAAAUAAAAGCAUGAUAAUGCCGGUAGAGGCCACAUUACUUGGCAUGAAAUUUCAUCAUGGCAUCAUAACUGGAUGUCGCGUCCACGACAUAAUGCUUGAUAUGAUACGUGUAUUGUCUAGGGAAGAAAAGUUUGUUACUGUAUUGGACAGUGAUGAGCAAUAUACAACUUCACAUUGCAAUGCUCAUAGGCUAGCUGUUCAUAAUGGAGUCCAACCUCUGGCUAGUACAUCCACAUUACAAGCAAGGUCAGUUAAUGCCAUGUGCAGUCCUGAGAUGUUGCCAUCACUUUCAUGCUUUGAAGUUUUGCGUGUACUAGCUUUGGAUGGCCCCACUAGUUCACACUAUCCUAAUUGUCUUGAGCAUGUUGGGAAGUUAGUUCACUUGAGGCACCUCAAACUAGGGAGCAUUGGUAUCAGUGAGCUCCCAAAGGAAAUAGGGCAUCUGAAGUUCUUGCUGGUAUUGGACUUGGCUGAAAAUAGCAUAAGUGAACUUCCAGAGAGUAUUGGCCAACUAAGUCAACUCAAGUGCUCGAACAUCUGUGUAACAGACAUCAAAGUGCCUAGCUGGAUCGGGAAUUUGACUUCUCUGGAAGAGCUAUGCCUAGGAGAAGUUGGUGAGGACUCCAACUUUGUGACGGAACUGGGCAAGUGGACAGAGUUGAGGAAGCUCCGCAUUUCUAAAGCAAUAUGGGUACAUGGUGAUGGCAAAAUGAAUAGUUGGGCUGAGUCUUUAGCCAAAGUGAGCAAGAUCCACGUCAUAGACAUUUAUUAUGUUUUUGGGUGGAGAGAGCCCAGCCAUGUCGAUAACCGCUGGGAAUGGUGUGCCCUCCCUCCACAACUCUGUGUUCUACGUAUGGUUUAUGACGAACCUGGGCUAGUGGCAAGGAUCAAUCCACGGGUUGUUCCGAACCUGUCCCAUUUAAAACUGUAUGUAUACACUCCAGAGCUGGAGCUCUUUGGAAGUUUCAGAGAGCUUGUUUCCCUUGAGCUGGUGACGCGGUCAGCUCUCCACCAUGACACCAUGGGCGGUGCAUGUGCAUUCCCCAAGCUGAGGGUCUUUAAGACACAAGCAACAUUUGAUUCGUUUCAAGAGGGAGAUAUGCCGGUCCUUGAAAAUCUCUGGUUUAUGGUCAUAGCACAGUCCAAUGAUGACGACGACAUUAGCUUUGGCUUUGACUUUGGUAGCCUAGGGAACCUCCCUUUGCUUCAGUCCGUCACAAUCUUUUUAUAUGCCCCUCCUGUGGACCAUAGUAAGGCUGAGGAAACGGUCAAGCGUGCAUUGGAUGUGCUUCCCAACCGGCGCAGGCAUGAUAUGAUACUUCUAAAAAAAUUAUGGGGCAUAUACAGGACAACAGUGCACUUCCACUACCUUGAGUUCAGAGAAGAAUCAAAUGAUAUUGAUGGUAAAUUGGUAACUGAAUCUGCAGGAGAAAUGGCAUUUUGA
Molecule: messenger RNA, 2766 nt
Organism: Triticum dicoccoides
Lineage: Eukaryota; Viridiplantae; Streptophyta; Magnoliopsida; Poales; Poaceae
Product: disease resistance protein RGA5-like
Exons: 6
Coding region: 1-2766 (921 amino acids)
Biological process (GO): defense response to other organism
Molecular function (GO): ADP binding
Source: RefSeq, a predicted model, not a curated record